AGGGAAAUUGUUUCCCAGAAUGGGAUGGACUCAUUUGUUGGCCCAGAGGAACAGUGGGGAAAAUAUUGGCUGUCCCAUGCCCUCCUUAUAUUUAUGACUUCAAUCAUAAAGGAGUUGCUUUCCGACACUGUAACCCCAAUGGGACGUGGGAUUUUAUGUACAGUUUAAAUAAAACAUGGUCUAAUUAUUCAGAGUGCCUUCGCUUUCUGCAGCCAGAUAUCAGCAUAGGAAAGCAAGAAUUCUUCGAACGCCUCUAUGUCAUGUACACAAUUGGAUAUUCUGUCUCCUUCGGUUCCUUGGCUGUGGCUAUUCUCAUCAUUGGUUACUUCAGACGAUUACAUUGCACUAGGAACUAUAUCCACAUGCACCUGUUUGUGUCUUUCAUGCUGAGAGCCGUAAGCAUCUUCGUCAAGGACAAAGUGGUCCAUACUCACAUAGGAGUAAAGGAGCUGCAGUCUCUGGUAAUGCAGGGUGACCUGCAGAGUUCCAUGGAAGUGCCUUCUGUGGACAAGUCACAGUAUAUUGGGUGCAAGAUUGCUGUUGUGAUGUUUAUUUACUUCUUGGCUACAAAUUACUAUUGGAUCUUGGUGGAAGGUCUCUACCUGCAUAGUCUAAUCUUUGUGGCAUUCUUUUCGGACACCAAAUACCUGUGGGGCUUCACCUUGAUAGGCUGGGGGUUCCCGGCAGCAUUUGUUGCAGCCUGGGCUGUGGCGCGAGUGACUCUGGCUGACGCAAGAUGCUGGGAACUUAGUGCUGGAAACAUCAAGUGGAUUUAUCAAGCUCCAAUCUUAGCAGCUAUCGGGCUCAAUUUUAUUCUGUUUCUGAAUACGGUUAGAGUUCUGGCUACCAAAAUCUGGGAGACCAAUGCAGUUGGGCAUGACACAAAAAAGCAAUACAGGAAACUCGCCAAAUCGACCCUGGUCCUGGUGCUGGUCUUUGGAGUGCACUACAUCGUGUUCCUGUGCCUGCCCCACUCCUUCAACGGGCUGGGCUGGGAGGUCCGGAUGCACUGUGAGCUCUUCUUCAAUUCCUUUCAGGGUUUCUUUGUGUCUAUCAUCUAUUGCUACUGCAACGGGGAGGUUCAGUCCGAGGUGAAGAAGUUGUGGGGCCGGUGGAAUCUCUCCAUCGACUGGAAAAGGACGCCCCCAUGCGGCGGCCACCGAUACGGCUCCGUGCUCACCACCUUGACCCACAGCACCAGCAGCCAGUCGCAGGUGGCUGCCAGCGCUCGCAUGGUGCUCAUCUCUGGCAAAGCCACCAAGACAGCCGGCCACCAGCCCGACAGCCACGUGACGUUACCCGGCUAUGUCUGGAGUAACUCGGAGCAGGACUGCCUGCCACACUUGAUCCACGAGGAGGCCAAGGAAGGUAACGCCAGGCGAGGAGAUGAGAUUCCAAUGGCGGAGUCUCCCAGGCCGUUGGAAUUCAACCCAGACCCUGAAGGAAGCAGAGGAGAAACGGAGGAUGUUCUCUGAGUCAACAUCUGUGACUUUAAAGAGCUGGUCCCUCAGGUUGUGUGAGAGAAGCUUGGCUGGCAUUCCUCUGCUUGCGCCCCAGAACUGAAAAUUCAGGGUUCAAAGUGUUAUUUCACAAAAAUUUUCAGGUUGCAUGAAUUUGAUCCUAUAAAUCCUAAAGACACAAAAGAAGAAGUGUCAGUGGAGUAGUUUAUUCUCUUAUGUUGGCAUCAAGUUCUCUUCCAAAUUGUUGUGCGACAAAUUGCUCUGUGAUUGUUCAUUUUUCUGCUGCUCUUGGGUAGAAAACGUUUCACUCCCUUGGCUCUGGUUUUCUCUCAUAAAUAUCACCCUAAGUAUGAUAGAGAUCAUUCAGUAUGUGUCGUUUCCCUUUUCAGAUAUGAGCAUUCUGUUUUUCUCUUUCUCAUUUUAAGGUUCUUCUACCGUUGCAUUUCUUUGGGGGAUGCAGGGGAGCAAUUAGGGUCUGAAGAUGUACGUUGAAAUGUGAGCUAAGAACACACACACACUGGAAAAUAAGGGGCUGGGCUUUGAUAAGAUAAUACAUUUGUGACAUAUUUGUUUCUUUCUAGGAACAAGGAGAAUUACUCAAAAAAGUAUUGCACAUAUUCCUUCUUUUGAAUGUCUCCUUUGUGACCAGCCAAAUCUCAGGUCUUCUUCACUCCUCUGUAAAGCUUGACAUGUCACACGGUUUUCCCUGUUAGCUUGUGUCUGCAGGCUGAUUGUGUUUGUAAUCGUUUGUAUCGCUGGUAUGGCACACA
Messenger RNA from Prionailurus viverrinus (fishing cat), 2230 nucleotides. It is a transcript of the gene PTH2R, whose product is annotated as parathyroid hormone 2 receptor. The record is from RefSeq and is a predicted model, not a curated record. The transcript has 11 exons. Bases 156 to 1475 code for a protein of 439 amino acids. Gene Ontology annotation, biological process: cell surface receptor signaling pathway; adenylate cyclase-modulating G protein-coupled receptor signaling pathway. Gene Ontology annotation, cellular component: plasma membrane. Lineage: Eukaryota; Metazoa; Chordata; Mammalia; Carnivora; Felidae. Gene Ontology annotation, molecular function: parathyroid hormone receptor activity; G protein-coupled peptide receptor activity; peptide hormone binding.